UGCUCACAGUCCUCUGUUUGCAAUCUUGAUAGAUUAAAUCUUUUUAAUCAACUUUUGCAGUCCUUCAACAGAAGUCCUGUGAAACAAAUUCAGUCAUCAUUGGCAAGUAGCAGUGGAUGCACACAAAGAAGAUAUACAUCAAAAUUGAAAGAUUGUGUAAGAGACCUUUGUGAUACUUUUUGUCCAGGCGAGGGUGAUAUCCUCCAUGAUAUGUAUGUCUCAACCUUAGAAGAGAAAUUACAGUCUCACACAGAAAAUACUGCACUGUGGUUGGCUGAGAUAUACACGUCCACAGAGACCUGGACUUUUAGAAGGCAAAUUCUUUCUAUACUUGCCCAGGACUACAAUUUUGAUGUAAUCAGCCAGCUGAUACCAGGUUUGACCAGUUGGCGGUAUUAUGCAGCAAAGAAACACUCUAAUGAACAAGGCUGUGGAGUUCCUGUUUUGACAAAUAAAAUACAGAGAAAUAAAGUCAACAUGGAACAGUUGGAAUAUUUUCUUGAUUUUAUUACAUCUUCAAAUAUCUUGAAAGAUAUUACAUUUGGUGAAAAGAAUUUGAAACUCUCUAAUGGUGAAGUAAUUCACAUCCCAAAUGUUGUGAGAUGCAUGGGCCCAUCAUCUCUAAUAGGCCAGUACCAACAUUUAUGCGAAUCAGAGGAGUUUCAUCCCCUAGGUAUGAAUUAUUUUGAUAAAAUUUCACAGCUAUAUUUAAAAGGAAAGUUUUUUAUGCUCCCAUAA
Molecule: messenger RNA, 738 nt
Organism: Saccostrea echinata
Lineage: Eukaryota; Metazoa; Mollusca; Bivalvia; Ostreida; Ostreidae
Exons: 2
Coding region: 211-738 (175 amino acids)
Source: RefSeq, a predicted model, not a curated record